This is a messenger RNA of Sphenostylis stenocarpa, 477 nucleotides long. The record is from the annotation of a GenBank genome assembly. NCBI's taxonomy places the organism in Eukaryota, Viridiplantae, Streptophyta, Magnoliopsida, Fabales, Fabaceae.
AUGAGAAAACUUUCACCACUUAUUAGUCGCCAUCCGGAAGUUCUGUGGGCUCAACGUUCUGAUAAGGUUUACCUUACUGUUGCUCUACCUGAUGCCAAGGAUGUUUCUGUGAAGUGUGAGCCUCAGGGUUUGUUUAGUUUCUCUGCUUCUGGGGUUCAAGAUGAAUCCUACAGCUUUAGCUUGGAACUUUAUGGAUCCAUUGGACCUGAGGGUUGUAAAACAAAGUCUGGCUUGAGAAACAUACUAUGCUCAAUUCAGAAAGGAGAAAAAGGUUGGUGGAAGAGGCUACUGAAGUCUGAAGAGAAACCUGCUCCAUACUUGAAGGUUGAUUGGAACAGAUGGUGUGAUGAAGAUGAUGAAGAAUCAAAUUCUGAUUUUGUAUCUGAUGAUGAUUCCCGGUUUGCUGGUCAAGAUGAUGGUAGCAGUGAUGAUGAAGGGAUGUUGUAUCUUCCUGACUUGGAGAAGGCUAGGGGAUAA